This is a messenger RNA of Cydia fagiglandana, 5879 nucleotides long. Its product is annotated as paxillin. Gene Ontology annotation, molecular function: actin binding; muscle alpha-actinin binding. Gene Ontology annotation, biological process: actin cytoskeleton organization; heart development; muscle structure development. The transcript has 5 exons. NCBI's taxonomy places the organism in Eukaryota, Metazoa, Arthropoda, Insecta, Lepidoptera, Tortricidae. The record is from RefSeq and is a predicted model, not a curated record. Gene Ontology annotation, cellular component: adherens junction; stress fiber; Z disc. Bases 242 to 1009 code for a protein of 255 amino acids.
UAUCUAAAGAUAGUUCGCAGCGUUACAUCACAGGCGUGGUGGGGCCGGGCGUUAUAGAUAUUAGAAGCACAUAGGCAAACAUCUUCGGACCGCAUUCACUCCAGGCCACCGAGACCGGCCGGUUACUUCUGUGAGCGGCUCAGGAGGCGAAGGUGGAACACACGUGUACAGGGAGAAGCGCGCCUGGCAGGAGCACUACCGCAGCACCCCGCGGCAACCCGAAUCCGCCUCCCUCGAGCAUAUGCUCGGAUCCCUCCGGGCAGACAUGAGCCGCCAAGGAGUCCAGACCCCCCAAAAGGGAUGCUGCAACGCGUGCGAGAAACCCAUCGUCGGACAGGUGAUCACGGCGCUGGGCCGCACGUGGCAUCCCGAGCACUUCACGUGCGCCCACUGCAACCAGGAGCUCGGCACUAGGAACUUCUUCGAGCGCGACGGCCGGCCGUACUGCGAGCCCGACUACCACAACCUCUUCUCGCCCAGAUGCGCCUACUGCAACGGCCCGAUCCUCGACAAAUGCGUGACCGCGCUGGAGAAGACCUGGCACACGGAGCACUUCUUCUGUGCUCAGUGCGGACAGCAGUUCGGAGAAGAUGGUUUCCAUGAACGGGACGGCAAACCGUACUGCCGUGCCGAUUACUUCGACAUGUUCGCGCCCAAGUGCGGAGGCUGCAGCAAGCCUAUCAUGGAAAACUACAUUUCCGCACUUAACACCCAGUGGCAUCCUGAUUGCUUCGUCUGCAAGGAAUGCCGCGAGCCCUUCCACGGCGGCUCAUUCUUCGAGCACGAAGGGCAGCCCUACUGCGAGACGCACUACCACGGCAAGCGCGGCUCCCUCUGCGCCGGCUGCCACAAGCCCAUCGCCGGCCGCUGCAUCACCGCCAUGUUCCGCAAGUUCCACCCUGAGCACUUCGUCUGCGCCUUCUGUCUGAGGCAACUCAAUAAGGGCACCUUCAAAGAACAGAAUGACAAGCCGUACUGUCAUACCUGCUUUGAAAAGUUGUUUGGGUAGACGAGAGAUGGCGCUGUUAUCAAAUAUGAAUUAAGAGCUUUCGGUAAACACAAUAAACUGUCAUAAUGCGGUACCGCGCCGCUGCCAACGCUUUAUUUUUGAAUUGAUAAUUCAUUAUACCGCAAUUAUAAGGAGCAGAACGAUAAUCCAUACUGUCAACUUGCUUUGAGAAACUCUUCGGUUAUACAGAUGGCGCUGUUGUCCAAGUUUAAACGCGCUUUCGAUAAAGUACAGAUAUGCUGAUUUUAAGAAACAUCUGGACGUCACAAUUACAUCUAAAAUCACAAUAAACUACAAGUAGUUUAUUUAUUUACACAUCACAAGUGACGUUUUGCAAUUAUCGCUUUUUUAAUUGCCAAAUUAAACGCCAAGAGCCUACUUUCCCUUUUGGCGUCCUAACACCAUGCAACAACUCAGCAGUACAAGUUGGUAACUUGGUACUUGUUACCAGAUCUACACAAUCUUUAAACAUUUGCCGUAAGGCGACACGACUGCGAUAGAUAUGAUAGAUUCGACCGAUAUAUCGACAAAUAAUGAGAAGAAUACAUAUGUAUCUUUCACUAUUUUAUGAAUUUCCAUUUAAAAUACAUAAUUAAGUACAAAGUUCAUUAUUAUACGAUAUGCGUUAACCAUUGAAAUCAGGAAGUCAUUUUGUUUACAUGGACGGAUUUAAUAUGUAAUGAUAACACGAAUCGAUUAUAAUCUAAUUUUAAAGGACAUCACACUGAUUACAUAUAUUACUUACAUUAUACCUAAAGAUGUUCGUUGUGACCGUAUUGACCAUAUCCUCCUAAGGCCCAAUGUCCUACCUAUAGUACUUAUUCAGUUCGAUGAAAUUUAAAUCAUAUUCAAUUGGAAUAGAGUCGCAAUUGUUUUGUCUCGUUCAAUUUUCAAACAACACCAAAAUCAACUGUAUUCCCUGCACUAUAGGUUCAAAUUUCAGUGACAAAUUCUGGAUUUUUCAUUUGUAUGGCUGGGCCUUAGUAGGGUAUUACGAUAACCAGUACAAACAGUUAGUAUCGGUAUAAUGCCGAAAAGUAGACUUUCGAAUUCUAAGCUCUUAUUGAAAUUUGUGAUUGUGUAAAUUUCUUAUUAUAAGAGUAGACGAUGAAAAUGUUCAAAAAGUAGAAAUCGAGUAGUUAUGGUGCAUCUGAAUAAAUGUAAUGAAUGUCAAUAUUUCAUUAAUUAAUGAUAAAUGUUACAAUACAAUUUAUACAAUAAGGAAUAAUAAUGUACCUAAUUGUAAUACGAUUGUCACUGUCAGUUACAUAAAUGCAGGCACGCUGUUGUUUAUUUACUUUAUUUAUUAUAACCUCAUUUGUGCAAGUGAUAAAUAACGGUGAUUUACGUAAGGAUAUGUAUGUUUGUCUUGUAGAACUUUGCCUUUAUUAAUUUUAACAUCAACUAUAAGAAUAUCAAAGUGUCAAACAACUUAGGUAAACACAUAGUUUGAUUAACCUUUUGGACGCCGUUUCAAAAACACAAAAGCUGUCACUCGGACGCCACGUCAACGAAGUGUCAAAACUGAAAUUGAACUUUAUGCAUAUGCACGUGGGUCUAUGUUCCUCUGUGGUCUGUGACAGACAAAUCCGUCUUUGGCGUUGAACCUGCGGCGCGGAUAUAUCGAUCAUUGGCGACCAAAAGGUUAAAUAAAUGUGUUUGCUAAUUAUAAUGUCAUAGUUUUAAAACGCAUACAAUACCUAUAUGUCAUGCCAAUGUAGACGGCCUACUAAGAAAUGUUUGGUCUAACAGUCAAUACAAAAAUGACAACCGAAACUGAAUUUACUGCCAACUCUGUGUUAGUAAACUCCUGACUAAAUAACACCUAACUAGUGUAGUGUGAUAAAACUAAGUACUAAAUGACCGACGAAUUAGACGUUUUAAAUGGGGUUAGGUACCUGUACAAAAAAUAUUAAGUAAGCAUUGUAGCGGCCAGUACAACCUUUACUUUAUUUUAUUUUGACGCAGAAUAAAGUUGGGCAGGCAGACCUUGUCAGUAACAAAAAGCGGCAAAUUUGAAAAAUUUAGGCGCGAAGGGACAUCGUCUCAUAGAAAAUUUGAAUUUCGCGCCUUUUUCUACUGACAAGAUUUGCUUGACCAUCUAUAUUACGUUCAUUGAGAAAAAACUUACUGUAUACCUAUAUACAUAUAUACUGACCAUUUGUAUACCAAAGGCCGAGAUGACAAUCUUUUAUAGACAAACUCCAAUCGAAGAGUAAAAAUGUAACGAGAUGACAGACGCAAACGAAAAGUCCCGUGAUCAUUUACAUACAUUAUAAGUUUCGAUUGCCGUUUCGGCCCCCUGAGGGCCUACCGCGAAACACGAUCGACGUGUUGCCUCUCUGUCGCACUUGUAGAUACGUACGUAAGUGUGACAGGGAGGCAACACGUCGAACGUGGUUCGUGGCCCUCUGAUUGCGAUCGAUGAGAUGUUUACUUACGACCUAAUACAAAUGGCCAAAAUAUUGAUUUAAACUUUCACGAUUAUUAAACAUUAUCAAACUGCACAACGGGACUUAAUCGCGUAUUUAAGUUUUAAGAUUUACCUCCGACGUUUCCAGGACGGCGUUGUCCCCGUGGUCUCGGAGAAGACUGGCUCAAGUUGACAUCAACAUCUUCUAGCCGCGCGAGUUUUUCGAACUACCCGCACUUGGUCUUGUUUAUCAGUUUGAACGUUUUGCGCACUAGGGAUGUCACUCUGUCGACACACAACACUAACGAUAUUCGAUUUAUCGACUGUCGAUAUUCGUUUCCGCUUACAUUUACUAAUGACUGGAUUCCAUGUGGAUGAGAUCUUAAAACCCUCGUCCCGAUUAAAAUUGCAAUGUUUUUUGAUUUCAAUGGCUUCCCGCACUUAAAACUUAAAUACGCGAUUAAGUCCUGUUGUGCAGUUUGAUAAUGGCCAAAAUAUGUUGAAACAUGAGUCACACUUGCUUUCUAUGAUACAUGUAGAAAGUUCCCUGACUACAUGUGACUCCAUUUGGUUAAAAUACAUAUGACUCAUCAUGGCUCUUGUUAUGAACUAGGUUUCCAUGCGUCAUAUAUUGUAGAACUAUCUGUUGUUAAAAAGGAAUUUAUUGUGUAAAGAUGCUACUGAUGAAAUCAUCUGAAAUUAUGUCGGCUUUUAGUUAGCUUAAUCGCUUCACUGGCAGCCUUGCAUUUCGUACGCGAAAGUGCAAUUAUAUAACAAAUUCAGUGGUAGCUACAGUACCUCAGCAUACCAUUUCAACAGUAUUUGUAAUAAGUUGGCUGCAAACCUUUCAUUGCAAACUAAGUUUCAAGUUAUUUCCCUGUAUCGUAAGGAAUUUCAUCGCACGUGUAACAAGUCAACGGUAGCUAAACGAUUUGUUCCAAUUUUAAUUAAUAAUUGCGGAACAAAUUCAGGUAAUUGGGUGACUAACUUAAAUUGGAAGCUAGGUAUGUCAAUAAUAUAUAUCGGGACAUUCAAGUGGCUCAUUUCCACAGUGCAAUUUCCCCAUAUUAAAUACUUGAUAUUACCUAGAAAUAGCAGCAGCAUUGUCCCAUGGUUGCUAUUGACAUGACUGAUCUUGUUCUUUAUGUGGUAUGAUAUACGAAACUUACUUACUUAGUACGAAAGUAGUUACCUACCUGUUUUACUUUUUAAUUCGUAUUGUUGAUGUGACACGUGCUAUAAGCCGAUAUAUUUUCUAGAAGCAUUGUUUGAAAUGUGUAAAAUAUCGAUUCCUAUCAACCUUGGUACAACCUUUCAAUAAUGCAAAAUGACACUUAUUAUCACCGUGUCAAGGUGUAUUUUAAAUGGCGCGUCGUAUUUUACGUACAUUUUAUGUUACGCUUUGAUAAUCGAUAACGCGUUGUUAAGUUCUAAUUCUUCCAUUAGUGUUAAACGCUGUACAGUUAUCGCUUUUGUUAUGUUCAUAUAUUUUUAUUGCUGUGCGUUAUCGCAAGAAUAAUUAACAAUAUUUGGUGUAUGGAAGUAACAUUCGUUUUUCUAAAUUUCACAUUCGUGUUCUUUACGCCGAUUUAACACUUGUAUGGCGCCAUACGCCAUUGAAAUUAUAUUUUGUCAAAUAUAGGUAUUGAGACACGGCCGAGGGUAGGUACUAUGAUAAUUUUGGCCUGACACUUUUUUGUGUGGAUUAAACAGUCCAUUUUUAUACCAUCAAGGUCAAGGUACAAACCUAAAGUAAACUACACAGUACAAAUCAUCAGACCUAACUUUAAAGUAACUAACGAAAUACCUUGUUUGUACCGUAGUGUUACUUCCAUCGCCAGUUUGUUUUGUCAGUUAUCUAGGAGUAGUGAGCAAGUGCCAAACGCCGGCAGUUGUUGCGCCGCCCGCCUAGCUGAAUUAACCGCUCAACGAAAACUGUGCCUUACGCCAACGCGUUUAAAAAGUUUUCGCUUUGAACAUAGUUGGUAGAACGUAAACGCCUGUUGUAUAGCACUUCGUUGAAUUGUUAAUGUUCAUAUUAGAUCAAAUUGGCUUGGACUAUUUCGUUAAUUUAAUUGAUAUAAAACGAUUAGGAAAUAAGAUAAUUCCUUUUGUUUUUGCUAGCGAUCCCUAUACACUAUUAUCAGUAUUAAAAAUCAUGUGCCUAAUGAUAUAAUUCUACUUUAAAUUGUGUAACUAAAAGCCAAUGCCAUCCGACAUUACUAACUUUCAAUGUUAAUCACCAGAAAAAAACAAAUAGCAGCAAGGUCAUUGCUAGGUAAUAAUGUAAAUAUGUAUUGUUGUCACAGCUGGGCGGGCCCUAUGUUAUGUUAAUCGCUUCGCUUGCGGUGGACGGGCCGCGUAACUUAGGUGGACGUAAUGGAUGUAAAACGUAGCGUAAGGGACGAUUUUAUUGAAUCUGUAAUAUUUUAACAAAAUAUAUUUAAUGUUUUUUUA